AUGGCGGGGCGGGGCCGGCACAGGCGCUUACUGCAAAACGUGACGGCGGCGGGGUCUGGCAACACCUACAUUCCGGCCGGCGGCAGGGGCACGUGGGAGGCUGGCGGUACCGUGCCCGUCAUCUUCCUGUACGCCAACCUCAUGAAGAAUGGCGACGUUGUGGGGUGGUCGAACACGGCCAAGGUGGACGGCAAGCUGAGAUACCCCACGGCUACAUACCGCGUCAGCCAGAAGGGCGGCGAGGAAAUCCUGGUCGGGUGUGGGAUUGCAGACUGCAAGAACACCUUUUGCUCCGCCCAGACCACCACCGCCGACAACGAGGUUUUCAUCUUUGGCGGGCACGGCGAUAAGGAUGAGGACGAAGACUACGGGAUGCAGGCCUUCCGCUCCUACAACCACGGCAACGGCACGCUGUGGAGCGGCGCCGAGAUGGGCUCGGGGCGCUGGUAUCCCAGCGUCCUGACGCUGGCAGACGGCAGCGUGCUGGUGGUGGGGGGCGUCAAGGAGAGCAGCCAGGCGGGGUAUGUGGCCGAGGAUAGAGAGGACACAGACAACCCCACAUACACCGUGUAUGACCCCAAGAGCAGGUCGUUUGGCGGCGACCAGUGGGAGAUGGAGCCGCAGCUGACGGCGGCCUGGCCGGUGCACACCUACCCCCACCUGGUGCUCCUGCCAGACGGCAAGGUGGCCGUGUCCUCCGGCACCUUGCUGAUGCUGUACCAGCGCACCGGCCCCUUCACUUUCGAUAAGGUUCUGGACCUCCCGCCCCGCCCAGGAGCCCCCUGGUCCUACCCACAGACAGGGCUGGGCCUGCCGCUGCCGAUAGCCUCGCCCUACAAGAAGGUGGUGCUGCUUGCGGCGGGCGGCUCGGCUGAGGACCGUGCCGACCCCUACACCCCCGCCAGCGACACCGCAGACCUGAUUGAUCUGACUGGUGGCGCCAAUGCCACCUGGAGGGCGGUGGGGCCCAUGCCCUACUCACGAGUGAUGGGGGAUGCAGUCAUCCUGUGCGACGGCACCAUCGGCCUGUUUGGCGGCGCCGCCACGGGCAAGGCGGGGUGGAGCAACGACGACGAGGGCGAGCCCGUGUUUUACGAGUUCAAGGACGGCAGCACGUACGACUGCGAGGAGCGGUGCACCCUGGCGCACGAGCCGUACCGCUACGAGCCCACCAUUUUCGACCCCGUCAUCUCACGCUGGUCGGCGGCGGGCAGCCAGGACGAGCCGGCGCGGCCCCGCCUCUACCACUCUGUCCAUCUGCUGCUGCCCGACUGCAGGGUCCUGGCCGCCGCCUCAGAGGUGACCAACGACACCACCGCCGAGAUCUUCUCGCCCCCGUACCUCAACCUGGGGCCCCGCCCCGUCAUCACCUCGUUCCCCGACUCCAUGCUGCCCGGCGACGACCUCAACAUCACCUACACCUCCGCCGACCCCGUCACCAAAGCCAUCCUGAUCCGCACCGGGGUGGCCACCCACUCCAUGGCCUUUGAUGCACGUGCGCUCUGGCUCAACAUCCUCUCCAACGUGAACGGCACGCUGUCGCUCGACACCCCCGCCAACAGCAACCUGCUUCCGCCUGGCAUGUACAUGCUGGUGCUGCUCAGCAGCAAGGGGGCGCCCAGCGAGGGCAAGAUCCUCAGCAUCUACUCUGUCGCCGCCACGCCGGAUCUGUCUACGUACACCGCCGACUGA
Messenger RNA from Chlorella variabilis, 1692 nucleotides. RefSeq lists its product as hypothetical. NCBI's taxonomy places the organism in Eukaryota, Viridiplantae, Chlorophyta, Trebouxiophyceae, Chlorellales, Chlorellaceae. The coding region runs from base 1 to 1692 and encodes 563 amino acids. The transcript has 13 exons. The record is from RefSeq and is a predicted model, not a curated record.